AUGAUUCUCUCUCUCUCUCUCUAUCUCUCUCUCUCUCUCUCUCUCUCUCACUCUCUCCUGAGUUGUGUACUUGGUACUUUUUAUUGGGAAUGUAUCUCUCUCUUUCUUGAGUGGUGUACCUGGUACUUUUUAUUGGGAAUGUAUCUCUCUCUCUCUCUCUCUCUCUCUCUCUCUCUCUCUCUCUCUUUUGUGUACCUGGUACAUUUAAUUGGGAAUGUAUCUCUCUCUCUCUCUCUUUCUAGAGUUGUGUACCUGUUGUGUACCUGGUACUUUUUUUAUUCUCUCUCUCUCUCUCUCUCUCUCUCCUCUCUCUCUCUCUCUCUCUGGAGUUUUGUACCUGGUUCUUUUUAUUGGCAAUGUAUUACUCUCUCUCUCUCUCUCUAUCUUGAGUUGUGCCACAGGUACAUUUAUUGGGAAUGUAUCACUCUCUCUCUCGCACUCUCUCUCUCGCACUCUCUCUCUCUCUCUCACUUUCUUGAGUUGUGUACCUGGUACUUUUCAUUGGCAAAGUAUCUCUCUCUCUCUCUCUCACUGUCUCUCAUUGAGUUGUGUAUUUGGUACUUUUUAUUGAGAAUGUAUCACACACUCUCUCUCUCUUUCUUGAGUUGUUACCUGGUAAAUUUUAUUGGGAAUGUAUCUCUCUCUCUCAAUUUCUUGAGUUGUGUACCUGGUACUUUUUAUUGGGAAAGUAUCUCUCUCUCUUUCUCUCUCUCACACUCUCUCUUUCUUGAGUUGUGUACCUGUUACAUUUUAUUGAGAAUGUAUCUCUCUCUCUCUCUCUCUCACUCUCUAUUUGUGUAG
This is a messenger RNA of Acanthosepion pharaonis, 801 nucleotides long. The record is from the annotation of a GenBank genome assembly. Lineage: Eukaryota; Metazoa; Mollusca; Cephalopoda; Sepiida; Sepiidae.